This is a messenger RNA of Diceros bicornis minor, 1415 nucleotides long. RefSeq names its product N-methylpurine DNA glycosylase (gene MPG). Gene Ontology annotation, molecular function: alkylbase DNA N-glycosylase activity; DNA binding. The record is from RefSeq and is a predicted model, not a curated record. The transcript has 4 exons. The coding region runs from base 95 to 871 and encodes 258 amino acids. NCBI's taxonomy places the organism in Eukaryota, Metazoa, Chordata, Mammalia, Perissodactyla, Rhinocerotidae. Gene Ontology annotation, biological process: base-excision repair.
GGCCGCGCUUCCGGGGUCGGCUCGCGGUGCGCUCGGCUCCCGGUGGGCUACGCGUCCGGCGAGUCCCAGCCGAGAGUCCCCGCCGAGCCUCCGGAUGCCCGCGCGCGGCGGGGCCCAGCUUUCCCGCAGAUUGGGGCAAAAAAGGCAGCGGCUGUUGGAGGCAGAGCGGCAUCAGAGCCCCGCAGAUGGAGCCUGGACGCCUUCCCCCACAGAGCCCCAUGUGGGGCUGCCUGUGACCCUGGGCCCCCAGCGCAGUAUCUACUUCUCAAGCCCAAACAGCCGCCCUGCUCGACUGGGAUCCGAGUUUUUCGACCAGCCUGCAGUCCCCCUGGCCAGGGCAUUUCUGGGACAGGUCUUGGUCCGGCGACUCGACGAUGGCACAGAGCUCCGCGGCCGCAUCGUGGAGACUGAGGCGUACUUGGGGCCAGAGGAUGAAGCUGCCCACUCGAGGGGUGGCCGGCAGACCCCCCGCAACCGCAGCAUGUUCAUGGAGCCAGGGACCCUGUAUGUGUACCUCAUCUACGGCAUGUACUUCUGCAUGAAUGUCUCUAGCCGAGAAAACAGUGUUGCCUGUCUCAGGCAGAGCCCUGUUCAGUGGUCAGCAUGUGUCUGCAGUCAGCUCUUCCUUCAGGAUGGGAUGGUGGGGACCUUGUGUGCAGCAGGUGUCCAGAGAGCCAGGCCCAGCAUGGACCGUUCUUCCUCAGGCCUGACCCAGCCUCUGGGAGAGAGGACCAAGCGCACUGGUGCAGACACGCCUGAUGGGGAGCCGAGGAAGCACGCUCGCCAGGCCCUCAGGGCGGAGGUCCCUCCACCACGGCAGGAUGUGGGAUCAACCCAGGCCCUGACACCUCAGGUAGCAAAGAGGAGGUAACAGCUUGGCCAUGAGCCUCCUGGUGACUAACACAGGACAGUGGAGAGAGCCAGGCCAGGAAAGGCACACAGAAAGCUGGAACAACAGGGUGCACAGGGACAGAAGCAGUGCUGGACCACACAGGACGGGCCAGGCACUGCGACCUCACACUUCUGACAGCCACUGGAAGGAUGGAUGGGUCAGAUACGUUUCUGCACAUUCUCCAGGGUGGCUGCAAGCAGGGCAGCAGUGGGGGGCCACCGAACACGGGCAGGGUCAGGAGGAAGGUCUGAGAAAAGGCCGUGACCCAAAUUUGUCUGUGGGAAGCAUGCAGGGCUCACUCAGAGGCAUGAGUCCCGGAUGCGCCCUCCAGUUCGGGGCCUCACCUUCUCAGCUCAGAGACACUGAGGCUGUUUCGAGGACUAGACAAGAGUUUCGAGAAGGCAGAGGGCAGUGGCCCCUCAGCUGUUGCUGAAACUAGGCUGAACUGUGUAGUUGGGCCGCAGGGCUAAGAGGGCCCUAGGCUGGGCAGAGGCCAGCGCUCCCACCCACUGCAGCAGCCUGC